Messenger RNA from Lodderomyces margitis, 1026 nucleotides. RefSeq lists its product as uncharacterized. Gene Ontology annotation, molecular function: ubiquitin-specific protease binding; misfolded protein binding. The transcript has a single exon. Gene Ontology annotation, cellular component: endoplasmic reticulum membrane; Hrd1p ubiquitin ligase ERAD-L complex. Lineage: Eukaryota; Fungi; Ascomycota; Pichiomycetes; Serinales; Debaryomycetaceae. The coding region runs from base 1 to 1026 and encodes 341 amino acids. The record is from RefSeq and is a predicted model, not a curated record. Gene Ontology annotation, biological process: endoplasmic reticulum unfolded protein response.
AUGAACAAAUUAAAAAUCAUGAACUUGUACUUUAUACCGGUCAAAAUAUUCAAUCAAAAUCAAACAUGGCGACUAAUCACUUCAUUCAUUACAUUUGGUGAGCUCAGCAUUGGGCUAGUUUUUAAUCUAUGGCAAAUUUCCUCGUCGUGUCAAGAUAUUGAAGUUUCGUAUCAAACUAAAUUUACACAAUUUCCAUUAUACCUUGUUGAUGACUUGAGUACAGAACAGUUGGGAACACUAAGGCAAUUCAUUGAUAGAAACAAGUCUAUUGAUUUCUUGUACUUUGUCUUGCAAAUUUGUGUUUCGAUAAUUGCUUGUGCCUCAAUGCUUUAUUACAAAAUGUAUAUGAUUCUACCUCAAUUGGGACUCGUUUUGAUAGAUUUAUUUCAGUAUUAUGGCUCCAAGUUGUCACCAUUAGAGUUAGUUGGCUUCUUUGGUUUUCGCUUUAAAAGAAUGUAUUUACCUUAUCUUGUUGCAUUGGCCACGUUGCUAAUGAGUUUUGCAAAACAGGAACAUACACCCAAUCAAGCAGCGAGUGGUACUAAUUGGGGACUGAUGUGGUGGAAUGCGAGGAAUAUUUUUCAAAAACCGGAAAUUUGGUUUUAUAUAAUUAGCUUCGGUUUGGGACAUCUUUGGUGGUGUAGCAGAGAAAUUAUAUUGGGGAGCAUACAUUACAAUGAUGACGGAGAUGCAACAAAUCUAGAUGAAGAUGAUCGUAGUUGGAGGAUUAAGAGGAGAGAUUUACUCAAACAGAAUGGAAUUUGGAAAUUUGAUUUAGUGAAGGAGGCACUAGUGAUAUUGAUGUUGCCGCCAUGGUACUGGAUUAUAUUGUCUAAAAUUAAGCAGCAACGACCAGAUGCACAUCGUCGUCAACGUCGUGUACCGAAUGAAGGCGAUGUCGUUGCAGAUGUCCAUGUCGAUCCAGAGCUUCAUGUCGAUCCAGAAGUGCAAUUAAGAGAGGGCCUAGAACAGGAUGAAGAACGCGCAGAAGAGCAAGUGAUACGCCACUUGAAUCAAGUAGACUAA